This is a messenger RNA of Arabidopsis thaliana (thale cress), 1140 nucleotides long. RefSeq names its product F-box/associated interaction domain protein. Lineage: Eukaryota; Viridiplantae; Streptophyta; Magnoliopsida; Brassicales; Brassicaceae. The transcript has a single exon. The coding region runs from base 1 to 1140 and encodes 379 amino acids. The record is from RefSeq and is marked reviewed.
AUGAUGUCGGAUCUUCCUUUAGAUUUGGUAGAGAAAAUACUCUCUAGGGUUCCCGCCACAUCUCUCAAACGACUACGAUCGACUUGUAGACGAUGGAACGCUUUAUUGAAAGACCGAAGAUUCACCGAGAAACACUUUCAUAAAGCACCAAAGGAGUCUAGAGUUCUCAUGUUGAAAGAGUAUAGGGUUUUUCCAAUAAGCGUCAAUCUCAAAGUUACUCCUCCAUCUGUAGACUUUAAAGGUGCACUUGGUUAUUCCCAUUCUAAUUCAGAACAAGUCGUGAUAACCGAAGUUUUUCACUGCGAUGGUUUGUUGUUAUGCACCACCAAUGACGAUAGACUCGUGGUUUGGAAUCCGUGUUUGGGGGAAACCAAAUGGAUCCAACUCAAAGUUGAUUACCGGAGAUACGUCUCCAUAUUUGCUCUAGGGUAUAUCCAAAACAACGAAUCCUGCCGUAGCUAUAAAAUCUUGUGGACUUGGUAUAGUUACGAUUACAAUUCAUCACCGCCACAAAGAGGUUUGGGGUUUGAAAUAUACGAGUUUAGCUCUGAUUCAUCAUGGAGGGUUCUUGAUGACGUCAAUCACGACUCCGUCGUCAAUCACAACUCCAUAAUAAGAAGUGGCGUGUCUUUGAAGGGAAAUACUUAUAUGCUUGCUUAUGAUAUUGAAGAAAAUUCUAAAUUUUUACUAAUGUUUGAUUUUACAACAGAGCGAUUGAAACGUCUAUGCCUUCCGCAUUUCCAAGAUGUUGGUGAAAUGGAUCUAUCUGUUAGAGAAGAACAACUCUCAGUAUUGAAUUGGAGCCGUAUUACAUCAAAGAUGGAGAUAUGGAUAACCAAUAACUUUGAUACUGAAGCUACAUUGUUGUGGAAAAGAGUGCACUUAGACAGUCAAUGUAAUUGUGUUCGAAUCUUCUCAAGUCUAUAUUUCGACGAGGAGAAGAAAGUCGUCUUGUAUUGUAAUGUUAAAGAUGGUGAGACCAGCAAGAAAGUGGUAUACAUUAUCGGAGAGGACGAUGGACAUUACAUAGAAAUCCCUUUCGUAAAAUCUAUAAAAAUAGAAAGGCUUCAACUUAUCCAUACUACAAGAUGGUACUCAUUGAUUUUCAAUUAUGUUCCGAGUUUGUUUCAAAUCCAGUAA